UAUGUGACUAAACACGGAACUAACAAACAUGGAGGUGGAUUUCGGCGACAGUGAGCUGUUCGAGCAGUUCGAAGCAGACGCUCCUCUCGCCAAGCACAUCAGGUUUACUGAUGAUGAUGAUGAUGAUGAAGAAGAAGAAGAAGCUCCGGAUUUCCGGGAGAGGAUCGAGGCGUGUGAGGAGACCAUCACCCAGCUGAAAACGGAGAAUGAGGAACUGAAGCGGAAAUUACAUUUUUUGAGUCGUCCUAAAGGGAUCGGAGUCGUCGAUUCCAAAGUCGAUGGUCCGCUCUGCCAGAUUCUCUUCGGAAACAACAGCAUCUCGAAACAGUACCGGCAAGACAUCGAAGACCACAUCUUCAGUCUGAUCCAGCAGCACCAGCAGAGUAACGGCCAACGAGUGUCCGUGUCACAGCCCCAACCACAGAACUCAAGUUUUGUCAUGGAGGAAAACCACGGAGGAACAACCGCGGCUUCAACAGGAAAGAACAUUCGAGAUGCUUUUUGUGUGGUGGGGAGUGUGUUGUACUUCACCACCUUCUGUCUGGAUAAACUUGGUCAGCCCCUUCUGAACGAAAAUCCCCAGCUGACAGAAGGCUGGGACGUUCCUAAGUACCAGCAGGUGUUUGCCCAGAUCGUUGCUUUAGAGGGGCAGGAAGUGCAGAUCAAGGAGAAGAGGCCAAAACCAUGCUGCUUUAACUGCGGCGUCGACGACCACCAACUACGAGAUUGUCCAAAGCCCAAAGACAUGGCACGAAUCAACGCAAAGCGAAAAGAGUUUGCGCAAGUCAACCAGGGCAACGUUCAGAGUAACCAGCGGUACCAUGCGGAGGAGUUGGAGGAGCGCUUCUUGAAGUACAAGCCAGGAGUCGUGAGUAAAGAGCUCUCGGACGCCCUCGGCAUUGUCGCUAAUACACUUCCGCCAUUUAUUUAUCGCAUGAGAGAGCUGGGAUACCCACCUGGCUGGUUAAAGGAAGCCGAGAUGGAAAACUCGGGCCUGAUGCUCUACGACGGUAAAGCAUCGGGAGAGGACGCCUCAAACGGCCCUGACCAAAGUGUGUCCUAUGACGUCUCAAAGCUAGUGGAUUUCCCUGGUUUUAAUGUGUCUGCGCCCUCCAAUGUUAGAGAUGAGUACCGAUCAUUUGGUUCCAUCCCAAUGCAGCCUCAACACUGGAAGCCGACAUUUGCUGCUCAGUUGUCUGAUAUGUUACCGGAGCCCGAUUCCAAAUGUAUGAAAAGGUGCCACGAGCCUGAAUUAACACCAGAGCAGACCAAGAAGCGGCGGUCAAAUUCAGACCUCUGCUCAGAUAUGGACACAGACUCAGAUCAUGACACUCCCAAACGAGACAGAUUUGAUGAUUUCCAGUUUCAGCCUCCACUUCCUCCAGAUUCUCCGCGCAUUAGUACACCUCCACCCUUACCUCUGGGAACCCCUCCGGUCACACCCACUCCACCUCUCCCUAAAGGCACGCCCCCUCCAACACCACCCACAAAUGCGGGUUCUCCAGUUCUGUCCGGUCGAAGCGGAGCGAUGGGGGAGGAGUCAGAGGACGGGCUGACAUUAGAGGAGCUGGAGGAACAGCAGCGGCUGUUGUGGGCAGCGCUUGAGAGCGCCGACACUGGCAACAGUGACUCGGACACUGGGGCCACCGGCACGCCUGGCACGGGCUCGCCCCAUGUGUCCCUGUUAGCCGAGCCUGGUGCCGAGUUAGAGGAGGGGGCGCAAGAAUCCGAGUCAAAGGACGAGGAGCCCUCCGACAAUGACUGUGAACUUUCAAGCACGCCAGCGUCGCUCGUCGAAGGACACGUAAGCAGUGCUGAAGAAGACAAAAGCAGCAACGGCCAGGUCAAUGAUGCUUUUAACGAAGACACGGGUGUGGAGUCUUCUGAUGAGCUAAUUGUUCUGGAUGAGAUUACUCAGGGUAACGAUUCUGACCCUGAAAAGAACCGAAUGAGUGAAGAUGCGGAAGAAAAAGGCACGCCCGUGUCGGAUGCACAAGCAGUUGAAGAUAACGAAGAAGCUGUUGCAAAGAAAAUACCCGGUGUUCCACAUCGAAGUAAGUUUGCGGAAGGUAUCAUUCCUUUUGAAGACACGCCGGAGUUUACGGAGGUCGCUGAGGCAACAGGGGUUUACCUGAGGAUUCGAAGCUUGCUCAAAGAAUCCCCUCGAAAUCAGGCGAAAAACAAGAAACUAAGUUCGUGAGUUCUAGAUUGUUUGUGUGUAUAAAUACUGAGUACUUUCUGUGAACUGAACCUUUUUUUUGUUUAUGGGAUGAUCCAAUGGAGUAAUUCUGAGGUACAGCUAUCCAGUUUGUUGUCAGAAUCUUUCCCAUCCGUGCUUUGCCAUUUUUAUAAAAAAUACCAAUCUUUCUAAACCCCGCCCCGCAACAGUUAAUUUACUUCUGCUUUUAUAAUUACCCGGAGGACAACUUUUGUAACAAUGGUUUAGACUGGUGUUUUAUGUCUGUACAGUUUUAUAAACAAUUUCUCGUUUUUUUGUCCUCUGAGACCCACGUUUCUAAUAGUCCGGUGGUACUUCUCUUACACCGAUGUCUUUAUAUCCAGUUCUUUUUUUUUUUUUUUUUUUUCCCCAAAUUGGCCAUCAUUGCUGGUUUGCAUUUGCAAUUUAUUAUUAUUUUUAACACUAAAUUAUUUUUAAAGCAACAUUUUUAUGGGGGUCUGAACUGGUUUUAUUCAUAAAUGUUUGAUGGCCAAGGUCCAGCUAUUCAAGGGAUCAUUAAAAAUAAAAGGCUCUCAUUUGUUCUGAUUUUUUUACAAUUAUAGCUCUGUGAGCAGCUGUCUCUCCUUCCAUGAAUUAAAGGACUCCAACCACAAUGA
This is a messenger RNA of Ictalurus punctatus (channel catfish), 2835 nucleotides long. RefSeq names its product zinc finger, CCHC domain containing 8 (gene zcchc8). Gene Ontology annotation, molecular function: RNA binding; zinc ion binding. The coding region runs from base 29 to 2200 and encodes 723 amino acids. The record is from RefSeq and is a predicted model, not a curated record. NCBI's taxonomy places the organism in Eukaryota, Metazoa, Chordata, Actinopteri, Siluriformes, Ictaluridae. The transcript has 14 exons. Gene Ontology annotation, cellular component: catalytic step 2 spliceosome.